AUAUUUUAUUAUUGCUAUAGCAACCACAUUGGGAAAUAUCAGACCUCUAUUCGAAUGUUGUUUUGUAUUGAAUGCUCCUUUCCUACAGUCAUUACGGUUCCUUUAACAGCCAUUAACCAUCAACAGCUUUUUGACUCAUGUUAAACUCGCUGAAAGGGAAGCUCUGAAGCUGAAGGAUCUAAAAACACCAUGGACUAUCAGAGACUAUGAGGGACGCUAUCAGAGACAAUUUUUUCUCUCUCUAGAGUUUCGGCUCUUCCCGCUAGUAUUCCCGCUUGCACUAUCAAGGGAGACUGAUGGAUGGGUGUAUACUGAUGAGAAUCCAUACUUGAUAUCAAUUCUGUGACUGGCCGGAUAUAAUAAAACCGCCAAUCAACAAGACUAUGGUUCCUGAUAGUAAUUUCCCAAACUGAGCUGUCCAGCUUGACUCUUUGCUACUUAAUGAAUUACACAAGAAAGCUGCUAUCUGUGGUCGUGGCGGGUGAGUCGAAGGUACAUCUAUUUCUGCUUAUUAAUAAAGCCCUGCAGCUGCUCGUGACGUCAUGAGUAGAAUGAAACGGCGACAGCGUAAAGCACGAAGAUCUACAAGCUCCACAGAAAACCAAAUGCCCAACGAUAUAGCUAACGGGUUUGUCAGACCAUUCUGGCAGGCUGAACUACAGAAUGAAAAUGGUCACCCCAUGAUGAAUGGGAUUCGACUAAAUGACUUGGAUACUGUAAACAGACAUUUUUCGAGCCGUGCCGAGGGCGAGAAGUCCGAAGCGAAUGGGUUUCUAGCUAACCAUCAGCAAAGACUAGAGAAUGCCAUGCUUAAUGCAGUGCGCGAAUUCAAUCUAUUGGCCCUGGAAGUUACACUCAAUCAUUAUCUUGAGCUUUUAAAUCUGGAUGGAUUUUAUGAGAACGAUUCUUUAGAGUCUUGUGAUUCUAGCAAACCUAUAAACUUCUUACCUUUGAUUGUUGCUGCACAACUUGGAAACAACGAAGCCAUAAACUUGUUCCUAUCUAAAGGAUUUGAAGUUCAGAAACCUCAUAAUGUCCUGUGUAAGUGUGAAGAAUGCAUGAAGGAUGAAUUUAAAGUAUCUCAACAACGGCUGGACAUCUAUCGCGCCUUAGCAAACCCUGUGUAUAUCUCCAACACUAGUAAAGAUCCCUUCAGCACGACCUUCAAACUCAGUACAGAACUCGAAAUCUUAUCUAGACGUGAAGAUGAAUACGAGAAAGAUUACUUGGCUUUAGCUCAGCAGUGUUGUCAGUUUUCCUUGGGUUUGUUAGAUGAAUGCAGAACUUCAAAAGAGCAAAGAAAUAUUCUAAAUUAUCCCGGGGAAGAAGCGUCCGAAUCGCACUUCAGUGAUAACAGCCUCGGCUUGGUAAACUGUGCAAUUUUUCACAACCAGAAAGAGUUCGUUGCACACCCGUUCUGUCAACAUCUGAUCAUGCAACAUAUUUUUGGAGACAUAACUGGAUGGAGAACAAGCAGCUUCAUCUACAGAGUGUUCUACGUUAUUACACAAGUUAUCAUCUUUCCUUUGAUGGCAAUAGUUUACUUCUUCUUUCCUUUCCUUCACGUUAGUCGCAAAAUAAGGCGACCUCUGAUCAAAUUCAUCAAUCACACUGCUUCGUUUGUUACGUUCCUUGUUCUGCUUGCCGUAUCUUCGCACCACAAGUUCGGGAUCAGGUUCAAAGAAAUGCCCUCGUAUUUAGAAUGGAUGAUAUUAAUGUGGAUUCUCGGUAUUGCCUGGUCUGAAUGCAUCCAGGUCUGGCAUGAAGGUGUCACACGAUAUCUGUCUAGUGGAUGGAAUUGGAUGGACAUGGGAAUGGUGUUUCUUAUAUUAGGAGCCUAUAUCAUAUGGACUAUCAUGAUUCUACUAGAUCUAUCCAAACCAGGAGAGCUUCUCCAUGAUAUAGUGCUUAGCACGGCUGACGGCAUGUACUCAUUCGGCGUGGUAGCCAGUUUCUUCCGUCUCGUAUAUCUCUGUCAAAUUAGCCGUUACCUUGGCCUACUGCAGCUUAGCUUAAGCCGAAUGGUUCGUGUCAUCUUUCAAUUUGCAUUCAUCAGUUGCGUCAUGCUUGCAUCAUUUUCCGUUGCCAUGACGAUGUUGUUUAUGGUGUCAUUCGAAGCAUACGGGAAAGAAAGACCACUAGCGUACAACUCAACGAUGUUGGAAUCCGUUCUUGACAAGGGAUAUCACAACCUAUUGACUACGAUGGUGACCCUAAUGUGGGCUAGCCUCGACAUGGUGGGGCUCGUCAGCCUUGAAGUAUUCAGAGGACAAAGCCUCAUACAGUUCUGGUCAGCGGCAUUGUUUACACUUUACCACGCAGCCUCCAUGAUUGUACUUCUCAACAUGUUGAUUGCAAUGAUGAGUAAUUCCUACCAACAAGUCGAGGACAACAUCGAGACGGAGUACAAGUUUGCACGUACACAACUUUGGGCGGAUUACAUCGGUGAUGGAGUACCAACCCUGCCACCACCAAUCAACCUUAUACCAACACCUAAAUUCAUCUAUAGAAAUCUCUCAAAAUUGACCUUCAAGUGCUUUGGAUUUCCAAGGAAAGAGCCCUGCCUUCCUGGGCACCAGUUCAGGGUUUAUGUCGAAGAAGGGAAACUUGACAUGGAGCAAAAGAAACAGGACUACAAGAACACUGUACGAGAGCUACUCAAUCGAUAUUGGGCCAGGCGGCGCAAACAUGACACAUCUAAAGAAAGUCCUGACCGUCUGAUAGCCAUGCACAACAUGAAGGACGAAGUGUCGGAUAUGUUAAGCGAGAUUCGUAACAUUCUAAAGUCAAGGGGUCGAACCAAGAAUAGAGAACGACUUGCCAGGAUUGAGGAAACAAUGGAACAGGAAAAUAUCCGUAUAGAGUGUCACCCUCAGCCAGCAUCUUCUACAAGUUUACAACCUACCCCUACGAGUAACCACAUUGAUAUAAACACUCCUAAUGAUAUCAGCCAAACAAAACAGGACUCGAACCAUAACAUCGAAGAGGCAAGUGCUGAUCAAGACCCUUUAGAUAAACAGCCCAAAGUAUAAACCGCUAGUGAAUUCUAUGGGCGCGAGCAUGGCAACAGUUUCGAAUGAAGAUGAAACAACAAGACUAUAGAUUAUAAGACAGGUUUUGAAUAUGGCAUAGGUAUUCCUAUUAACUGUUAUCACGGUAUAUAUUCGUAGUAUAUGUCAAUGAAAGCAUGAUCGUAUAAGGGGAUUAUGCUCACAAUCAGUCAUAGAAUAGACUGCAAAACCUACGAGUCUAUCGUGACGCUACUGACUAGCUUAAAAGAAGAAUGUGUAUAGAAGAUUGUACUAUGUCUGGGUCGCGAGAUUAAAUGCCCUCCUGCCCUCCUGCCCUCCUGCCCUCCUGCCCUCCUGCCCUCCUGCCCUCCUCUCAUUCCCCCAACAUUUUAGACUCAGCACAUUCAAUACUUUUGUAAAACUUUACUUUACUUUUCAAGGCAAUAUUGCAGUCUCAGUAUUGUCUCUUUUUCACUCCUCACGUCUGGAUUAUCUUAUCUCCUCAACUGAGGAAAGAAAACAAAAGACUGAUCGACUAAUAAUCUGUGCACUAUACAGAUUUCCUAAUAAUGCAUUAAUGUAUUAAUGUAACAUAUGGGACUAAAUAUUAUUUUUUCAAGCUCAUGAGCGAGAUCAUGCAUGGCAGCAAAGUGUCAUCCAGUCUUGUGCAAUAGUAAGCAUGCCAGUUUGCAUGCGACAAAGAUUUGUAAAUAAUAUUCAGGAAUGUAAAAUAUUUUUAACUGAAUUCCUUGUUCCUGACAUUUUAUAUGAAAUUUAAAAUAUGACAACGACAGAAAACAAAAUGGAACAAAGGCAAUCUGUUUAUCAGUAAGAGUAAGCAUACCUAAGAAAAUCGUACUACGCAUGCUCAGGAAAGUACGAACAGUGAAUGCUCAUUUUUCGACCUGAAACUAUAAAUAAACAUAGAUAUUUUAUGGAUAAUUAUAUGAUAAAUAGUUUUAUUAAAAGAAAGCAAUAUCAUUAAAACAAAGCGUACAUACAUGGUUAUCAUUUUUCCUCUGGCAUUUUCCCGCCAUUUUUCUGAGCAUGCGCAGUGCUACAUGUUGGAUGAACUGCAAUAACAUAACAUUCAUAUCACUGUAUGCGUUUAAGUAAACUACUGGGUAUUCAAAAUAAUCCUUUUCAUAAGCUAUUUAUGGUUUUAAUGUAUUUGUAGAUUACUUUUAAUAGGAGUCAUUUUCGGUACAUCAUUCGGGGAUAGAAAUUUUUGCACUGAAACUUCACAAGUAAAGCACUGUAAAUCAGAAAUAAAAAAAGAACCGGAAAUGACGUCACUUAUGUUAACCUACUAAGAAAUCUAAAUAUUUAUUUGUUUUAGUUAAACAAGUGUUUUCUUUUUGCACAAAAACUUUGUAGAAUUUUAUUGAACAUUUUAAGGCGACUGCCUACUGUUGGAAAUUGAUUUAAACUUUUUUUUAAA
This is a messenger RNA of Actinia tenebrosa (Australian red waratah sea anemone), 4452 nucleotides long. RefSeq names its product short transient receptor potential channel 4. The record is from RefSeq and is a predicted model, not a curated record. Lineage: Eukaryota; Metazoa; Cnidaria; Anthozoa; Actiniaria; Actiniidae. Gene Ontology annotation, biological process: regulation of cytosolic calcium ion concentration; calcium ion transmembrane transport. Gene Ontology annotation, cellular component: plasma membrane; cation channel complex. Gene Ontology annotation, molecular function: inositol 1,4,5 trisphosphate binding; store-operated calcium channel activity.